AGCACUGUGAUCGCUGGGCUGCAGCAGAAGUGGCCGGCCGGGGAGCGGGGCCCAUCAUAAAUCCGGUACCGCAUGUAGCAGUUCUGGAGGAGCAGGAAGCCAAGUCUCUUCGAAAUUCUCCUUGUCUUCAGCCAGAUUGCGGCACUUGGAUAUAUCUGAGUCAACACUGGGCUCCUAGGUGGACUUCUUUGGGAGAGGAUCCUUAACUCCCAAACUGCAACGCGGGUGUGAAGGAACUGAGAUCCCCACAGCAUUCGAGUUCCUUCCUACUUUCGCUUUCUAGCGUGGUGAAGGCAUCGAGAGAGACCUAUUGCACGCCUGACGAAAAAGAGACACCAUUUUGGCAGAAAUUUGGAAGCAAAGCCUGGGAUUCAGCCCCUCGUCUCUGUAAUUUCUCAUUAAUUAAUUUGGCCUGAGAUCAUCACCGAAAAUGUAAACAAGCCAGAGAAUGGAUGAGGAUUGUAGAAAACCUGGAAAUGCCAGGGAGAGCUCAAAACUGUUCCAAAGUUGAUUUUCAGGAUUCAUCAGAUCAAGUUACAGUGCAGAUGAAGGUUCUCUCAUUCUGCUACAUCUCCCGAGCCAGCUCCCCUAUCCCUGGGUUCAUCAUUUUCUUCCUUACUUGUUAUGUUCACAGGAUGGAAUCAGCAAAGUUCACAGUGAUUGGACCCCCUGACCCUGUCGCUGCCAUCCUGGGUCAGGAAACUGUGUUACCCUGUCACCUGUCCCCCCGGAUGAGCGCUGCAAACAUGGAGGUGAGAUGGUUCCGAUCUGAGUAUUUAUCCUUUGUGCACCUGUACCGUGAUGGGAAGGAUCAGUAUGAAAGGCAGAUGCCAGAGUAUCGGGGAAGGACGGAGCUUUUGAAAGCUGGACUCACAGAUGGAAACGUUCCCUUGAGGAUUCUUAAGAUCAGACACUCUGAUGAAGGACAAUACCACUGCUUUGUUCAAAAUGGUACUUUUUAUGGACAAACCAUAUUGGAACUGCGGGUAGCAGGUCUGGGCUCUGCUCCUCUCAUCUCUAUGGAGGGUUACCAGGAUGGAGGGAUCCGGGUGGUUUGUCGAUCAGCUGGUUGGUACCCAGAGCCUGAGGUGCUGUGGAAAGAUUUCAAUGGGCAACGUUUACCAUCACUCUCUGAAACAAAAUCCCCAGGGGAUAACGGCCUGUUUGAAACAGAAACUGCUCUCAUUGUAACAGAACAUUCAAACCAAAACUUGUCCUGUUGCAUCAGGAACACCGUUCUCAGUCAAGAAAAGGAAUCAGCAGUUUAUAUAGCAGAUCUCUUUUUCCCGAGGGUGAAUCCUUUGAUGGCGACUUUGAGUGUGAUCCUGGUGGUUUUGUUUGGUUUCAUUGGCCUCACUGUUUAUCUCUUUAAAAUGAAAGGGAAACUUACUGAAGAAGUUGGGAAAAGAGAUACAGAAAUUGACCUACGAGAUAAAGAAAUAAGUAACCUUCACUGUCAUAUUGACCUACGAGAUAAAGAAAUAAGGUGGAGAAGAUCUGUGGCACCUAUAGAAGAAGCGAAUGUGACUCUGGAUCCAGACACGGCUCAGCCCCAACUUGUCCUGUAUGAGGAUAGGAAAAGUGUGAGAUGGGGAGACACAUGGCAGGAGCUGCCCAACAACCCUGAGAGAUUUGAUUCUAGGGCCUGUGUGCUGGGCUGUGAGGGAUUCACCUCGGGGAGACAUUGCUGGGAGGUGGAGGUGGGGGAUGGGGAACUCUGGGCUGUGGGGGUUGCCAGAGAGUCUGUGAUCAGGAAGGGAUGGAUCAGCCUUAGCCCUGAGCAGGGGAUCUGGGCUGUGGGUCAGUCCGGGGGUCAGUUCCGACCUCUCACCUCCCCUGAGGCCCCGCUGCCCCUGAGCCAGGUCCCCAGCAGGAUCCGGGUUUGUCUGGACUGUGACCGGGGGCAGGUGACAUUUAUCAAUGCUGGUGACGGGGCCACAAUCUUCACUUUCCCACCAGGCUCCAUCCCUGGGGAGAGAAUCCGACCCUGGCUCUGGUUGGGGGUGGGGGGAUCCCAGCUCAGCCUGUGUCCCUGA
Molecule: messenger RNA, 2036 nt
Organism: Emys orbicularis (European pond turtle)
Lineage: Eukaryota; Metazoa; Chordata; Testudines; Emydidae
Product: butyrophilin subfamily 1 member A1-like
Exons: 12
Coding region: 453-2036 (527 amino acids)
Biological process (GO): T cell receptor signaling pathway; regulation of cytokine production
Cellular component (GO): external side of plasma membrane
Molecular function (GO): signaling receptor binding
Source: RefSeq, a predicted model, not a curated record